AAACUUUGACAAAGUAACAUAAUUCGCCAAUCAAGAACCUGGGGGGUGAAAAUGCAUAAUUAAUAAUUUAGGUUGACCGGAAAUAAGGAUACCCCAAAACAAAGACACCCACUAAUUCAGCUGGAGCACUGGCCCAGAAGAUACGGGUCCAGUCUAAGCUUUGGGCUUCUGGAUAAUCACGGGGUGGCCCAACUCUUGGCCCAUUGUUAGGGAAUGAAGACUGAAGUGAAGUCUCAAGACUCGAGUCGCUUCUCGUCUGCCCCGACGCAUGCAUGAUGCGCCAAUAAAAUCCCCUAAUCCGACUCUUCUGGAUCUUUGAAUAAUUUUCCAUUUUCCGAGUUGCAGCACUUGCCUCGGUCAUUUCUUCCCAUCGUCUUCAGUCAUUCGUUCAUUUUCGUCGCCUUUCUCCUCCACACCUCCCUCCAUGGUCGUCUUCCUCAACAAAAAAUCAAACCCUAUUUCAUCCCCCCCGAGUCCAUAAUCUCAUGGCAUUGUCUAAAUCCCGGAACAACAGGAGGUCUUCAUUGUUGUCUUAUGCACCAACCUUAAUCGUCCUAGUCGUGAUUGCAAUUUGUGUUCUCGCUGUAUGGAGGAUAAACCUCAAUCCCGCAGAUCAACCUCAGAAGCGUACCACUGUCAUUCGUAAGGCCAUUGAUGCCUCUGAAACCCAGAAUGACAUCUCUUCCUUCAUGGACUCGGCCGAAAUCACCUCCGGAAGUCAUGACCAGAAAAUCAAUCGUGGCUAUGAAGACAAUCCUGAUCAUCUCUCAAAUGGCGCCGUCAAGUUUGAUGACGGUAUCCUCAAUUCUGACGUCAACAAAGAUCCACAUGACGACCAGAGUUUUACUAGUGAGGCUCAACUAUUAGAGGGAGAUACACUGACUCAAAACGAAGGGGCAUCCGAGACAAAUGAAGCGGAUGCCGACAAUGAUCGCCAGCGCGCUGAUGCGAAAAUGUCUGGGUUUGAAGAAGUUCAGGGGAGUAGUAUUGCCGGUGAAGCUUCUGAUGGAAACCAAAAUGAUGCAGAAGCGAAUGCUGGAGUGCAAGAUGAAAACUCGGAUAUGAAGGAAAACAAAGACACUGAAUAUCAGAAUGUUAAUACCGAGGAAAAUCAAGAAGUAAAUGCAGAGCAACAACCAGAUGUUAGGAAUUUUGAUAAUCGAUAUGAAAACUCCGAUACAAAGCAAAACAAAAAUGCAGAAGAUCAAAAUGAAAAUGCCAAUGAAAACCAGGAACAAAAUUCAGGACAGCGACAAGGUUUAAAUCAUUUUAAUAAUCAAGAAUCUAAAAAUGAUGAAGAUGAACAGAAUGAGAAACAACUGAGAGAAGACAAAGGGGAGAUUGCAGAGGAAGAUGAAAAGCAACAAGAUCAGAAACAAGACAACAGCUCUAACGUUUCCCUAGACUCCGACAUCCACAGCACGUCUACAGAUUCACAGCUAGAAUCCCAUGCAGCACUUGAGGACGAAAGCUCUCAACUGACCAAGACAGAAUUCGAACAGGAGACACAGAAACCAAAAUUAGGAAAACAGAAGCGGACGAGUGGAAACAAAAAUGCAAAACAAUCAAAGGAGAUCAAAUCUUUGUCUGAGGGGUACAAUAAGUCAUGGUCAACCCAAGCAGAUCAAUCGCAGAACGAAAAAGAGAGACGGAAGGACGAAUCAAAAGGUACAGAGUCAGAAAGUUUACAAGAUUACGAGUGGCAUCUCUGCAAUGUCACGGCAAGUGCAGAUUAUAUUCCUUGUUUAGACAAUGAGAAGGCUUUGAAGCAGUUACGCAGUACUAUACACUAUGAACACAGAGAAAGACAUUGCCCAGAGGAUGCACCAACUUGCUUGGUGCCACUUCCGAAAGGUUACAAGACGCCUAUUGAAUGGCCUAGUAGCAGAGACAAGAUAUGGUACUACAACGUACCCCACACACUACUGGCAGAGGUAAAAGGGCACCAGAAUUGGGUGAAGGUGACAGGUGAGUUUCUGACAUUCCCUGGAGGUGGCACUCAAUUCAUUCAUGGCGCUCUCCACUACAUUGAUUUUAUUCAAGAGGCUGAAGCUAGUGUAGCAUGGGGCAAGCAGACUCGUGUGGUUUUGGAUGUUGGAUGUGAGGUCGGCAGUUUUGGAGGUUAUUUAUUCGAGAGAGAUGUACUUGCAAUGUCUUUUGCACCAAAAGAUGAACACGUAGCCCAAGUGCAAUUUGCUAUUGAGAGAGGAAUACCUGCCAUAUCUGCAGUAAUGGGUUCUCAAAGGCUGCCAUUCCCUAGCAUGGUCUUUGAUCUUGUACAUUGUGCGCGUUGUAGAGUGCCUUGGCAUGCAGAUGGUGGCUUGUUGCUUUUGGAAUUGAACCGUCUUCUUAGACCCGGCGGUUAUUUUGUCUGGUCUGCUACUCCAGUGUACCAAAAGCUCCAAGAAGACGUCCAGAUAUGGAAUGAAAUGUCCUCACUAACCAAGUCAAUGUGUUGGGAACUCGUGACCAUCAGCAAGGAUAAACUUAACAGCAUUGGUGCGGCCAUUUACCGCAAACCCACUUCCAAUGAAUGCUAUGAGCAAAGGCAGCAAAACAUUCCUCCAAUAUGCAGUGAUAAUGACGAUCCAAAUGCAUCUUGGUACGUACCUCUGCAGGCUUGUUUGCACAAGGUGCCGGCUACCAAGGAUGAAAGAGGGGCUAGAUGGCCUGAGGCUUGGCCUAAUCGGCUGCGCAAAGUCCCCUAUUGGUUAAACGAUUUGCAAAUGGGAAUCUAUGGGAAGCUACCCUCUCAAGAUUUCGUAGCAGACACUGAACGUUGGAAAAACGUUGUAGAUGAGUUGAGCAACAUCGGCAUUACUUGGUCUAAUGUGAGAAAUAUCAUGGACAUGCGAGCUGUCUAUGGAGGAUUUGCAGCAGCUUUGAGGGAUCUUCCAGUUUGGGUACUGAAUGUGGUGAACAUAGAUUCUCCGGACACACUUCCUAUCAUAUAUGAGCGGGGUCUUUUUGGAAUGUAUCAUGAUUGGUGUGAAUCUUUUAGCACCUAUCCACGAACGUAUGACCUAUUACAUGCAGAUGGACUUUUCUCAAAGUUGAAGAACAGAUGCAAUCUUGUUCCUGUAAUGGCAGAGGUUGAUAGAAUAGCAAGACCAGGAGGUAAAUUGGUCAUCCGCGAUGACUCUGACACAUUUGGGGAAGUGGAAAGUUUAUUGAGAUCUCUACAUUGGGAAAUAACCUCCUCUAAAAGCCAAGAGGGUUUGCUCUGCGCCAAGAAAGGCAUGUGGCGACCGAAAUCUGUGUCAUGA
This is a messenger RNA of Neltuma alba, 3266 nucleotides long. Its product is annotated as probable methyltransferase PMT27. NCBI's taxonomy places the organism in Eukaryota, Viridiplantae, Streptophyta, Magnoliopsida, Fabales, Fabaceae. Bases 486 to 3266 code for a protein of 926 amino acids. The transcript has 8 exons. The record is from RefSeq and is a predicted model, not a curated record. Gene Ontology annotation, molecular function: methyltransferase activity. Gene Ontology annotation, cellular component: endosome; trans-Golgi network; cytoplasm.